AAUGGAUGCCACCUGCUACUGGAUGCCACACUCUUACAUUGAGCGACAUUCGUCAGACAAAAGCCUAACGCAAUACGGCAUAACCUGGGCGAGACUCUUGAUGGAACUUUGGUAUAUUAAUGUCAAUACUCUGGCAUACCGUACAGUCAUGAUUUUCCAAGGCUAUGAUAGAUCUAGAAAGAUGUGUGGGUAUGUUGGGUAUUUAAAAAAAAUGAGUUAGUAAGCUCUUUGAUUGAUUCAAAU
This is a messenger RNA of Radiomyces spectabilis, 243 nucleotides long. RefSeq lists its product as uncharacterized. NCBI's taxonomy places the organism in Eukaryota, Fungi, Mucoromycota, Mucoromycetes, Mucorales, Radiomycetaceae. The annotation marks the transcript as partial. The record is from RefSeq and is a predicted model, not a curated record. The transcript is spliced from 5 exons.